Molecule: messenger RNA, 1852 nt
Organism: Brassicogethes aeneus
Lineage: Eukaryota; Metazoa; Arthropoda; Insecta; Coleoptera; Nitidulidae
Source: the annotation of a GenBank genome assembly
GUCCACCAAGUUACCCAAAACAACCCCCGAGCAACGUUGAACUCUCGUCAAAAUAAAAACACGACUGAAUUAAAAUAUGAUAAAAAACGACAGCGCGUCUAAAUCAAAAAUGAUUUAAAUAUCAGUGAAGCCAUGGAAGACACAUCCAGCGAUGCCCACGGGUACGCGAAAUUGGUCAAGCCGAGGAGACAGAAGGAGUACAAUAACAGGACGACUUUCACCAACUUGUCCCCUCCGGUUGAUGCUUACAAUGCCGUUUAUUUGGCAUUCGUCAUGGGGGGCGCCGGAUUUCUGCUCCCCUAUAACAGCUUUAUAAUGGCUAUGGACUACUUUAAAGUUCGAUAUCCUGGAACCCCCGUUGUUUUUGAUUUAUCGUUGGUGUACAUUUGCGUUGCUUUUCUCACCGUUUUGGCAAACAAUCUUCUUUUGGAAACCAUAUCUUUAAACUCCAGGAUCAACUUUGGGUACAUAAUGUCUUUUAUCACUCUGAUAUUCGUUGUUAUUUGCGAAGUAUGGUGGGAGGCAUUUGGAACAGCUACUUCUUACAGUGUUAAUUUGUUUGCUGUUGCUGUGGUAUCAAUAGGGUGCACAGUGCAACAAUCAAGUUUUUAUGGGUACACAAGUAUGCUUCCUCCAAAAUACACCCAAGCUGUAAUGGUAGGAGAAAGUGCCUCAGGAGUUUUUACUUCAACCGUACGAGCCCUUACCAGGCUGUUGAUUAAUGAGCUACGCGGAAGCACCGUUUACUUUUUUACCGUAUCAGCUUCAGCGGUUGCCACUUGUUUUGCGAUGUAUCACCUGAUAAGAAGAACUGAUUUUAUACAAUUUUACAUGGCCUUAUGUGAAAGAGCCAAAACAAGGAUCACCUUGGAGCCUACAGAAGACGCUGGACUUAUUGAGACAACCGAUGUUCAGUAUGGCGUUCUAAAAAUUCAAACUAGUCCUCCACCUACAGGAAGUUUAAGUUUUGCUAAUCCUGCCUAUGAGCCUUCAGCUGCUACUGCUCCAACCUAUAAAGUAGAAGAUGUUGUUAUAAGAGGUCGGCAGAGUAUCAGCCAAAGCGGUGUUGGAUUGGCAUCAAUAAAAAGAGGGUUACAUGCAAGAUGGGAGGUAACAAAAUCCAUUUACCCGUACAUGAUAUCAAUCUGCGUAGCAUACUUUACCACUCUCUCGGUAUAUCCAGGCAUUAUAUCAGAAGUUGUGAGUUGUAGUUUGGGAUCUUGGAUGCCUAUUUACAUGAUGGAGAUCUUUAACGGUGCAGAUUUAAUAGGAAAAAUUUUGGCAAAAAACAAUAAAUCCUGGACUCAAAGAAGACUUAUCACCUGGUCUUUCGGCAGAUUGUUUUUAAUACCGCUGAUGGUAUUGUGCAUUUUACCAAAAGGACGACCUUUCUUUCACACCGAGGUUACACCUUUUAUAUUGUCAUUAAUUUUGGGGCUUAGUAACGGCAUUCUGGGAAGCGUACCAAUGAUUCAAGCAGCUACUAAGGUCGAAGAUAGAUACAGAGAGCUUACAGGAAACAUGAUGACACUUUUGUACAUGUUUGGUUUGGCGGCCGGUUCAUUCGUGGCGUAUUUCUUACAGAACAUAUUAAAGAAUAGAGUUUCAUCAUAUCCACCAUGUAGUUCAGAUAUAACACACCUUAAUACUACUAUAAGUUCGCUGAUAACUUCUACAACAACUGUUAUUUCUUCUACGUCCACUAUGAUGACUACAUUAACCUCAACGCUGUCCACUAUUGUAGACAACUUUACACAAACUGAAUCGUCUAGAUAAUUUAACAAUAGCAACUGUUAUAUUUGGUGUUAAUAUCAUUAUUAUUGGUUAUAUUUAUUAGGUUUUUAUUAUAUCA